AUGGAUCAACAUCCCAGACACGUGGAAGAUGAUAUCCUUCUGUAUUUUUAUCAUGAAAUAGAAGAGACCACUGCUAGACUUUAUUGUGACAUUUUGGAGGAAUACCACUAUUUUGGUCACGCUUCAAUCAUACCUCCGUUCUCGACAGACCAAAACUUUAAGCCGGGCAUUGUCUAUAUGUUUUGGAAUGAGGCAUUAACUCAUCGAAAUCCAGAUAUUUGGUUUGUGAUAAGAGAUUAUAAGACAGAAAACUAUUUUUUAACUAAAGUACUUCAAGAAUUGAAAUUAGCUAUGACGGACGUUUGUAGAAAAGCGUUUGAACUUGAAACGGAAGUGUAG
Debaryomyces hansenii CBS767 is the source of this 339-nucleotide messenger RNA. RefSeq names its product DEHA2D00396p. The transcript has a single exon. Lineage: Eukaryota; Fungi; Ascomycota; Pichiomycetes; Serinales; Debaryomycetaceae. Bases 1 to 339 code for a protein of 112 amino acids. The record is from RefSeq and is a predicted model, not a curated record.